GCGGCAGUGUCCCCGUGGGGAGAUACCGGAGGUGUUCCUCAGACCGUCUCUACUCGCCGAGUCCACCUCGCGCGCGCGUCGCUUCCUUCGCGGACAUUCCCCAUCAGCCGGCAACCAUGCCCAUCGAAGACUCGGGGAGCAAGCCGGACUUCUCGGACGACGAGAAGAAGGCCAUCAAGGACUCGUGGAGUGGCGUCUACUCCGAAUACGAGUCGACGAGCUCCGAGAUUCUCAUCAAGUUCUUCGUGGACAAUCCAUCCGCGCAGGACUUCUUCCCCAAGUUCAAGGACCUGGACUCGGAGGAGAAGCUCAAGGGCUCCACGGCGGUGCGCUGGCACGCCGAGAGGAUCAUCAACGCCGUCAACGACGCCAUCUGGCUCCUGGACGAGCCCGAGAAGAACGCCAAGAAACUAAAGGAGCUGAGCGAGAAGCACGCGGUGCAGCUCAACGUCGAUGCCAAGUUCUUCAAGGUCCUGGCUGAGGUGAUCCUGGACAAGGUGGCAGAGAAGAACGACGGCUCCUUCUCGGACAGCGCUCGCUCUGCGUGGGAGAAGCUGCUGACUUACAUCUGCAUCAGCCUCAAAGUCGCCUACUAAAAAUUCAUGUCGCUUUUCAAAUAAAAUGCAAGUCAAAUUCCUGCUCAAACGAGCAGCAAAAAACACAAAACACCCACGUACAUGCUACGGACAAAAUCUUGGAAUGUUGGUGCUUAAAUUACAGAAAUAAAGAUGCAUUCGAGGUUAUAAAA
Messenger RNA from Lethenteron reissneri (Far Eastern brook lamprey), 748 nucleotides. Its product is annotated as globin-1-like. NCBI's taxonomy places the organism in Eukaryota, Metazoa, Chordata, Hyperoartia, Petromyzontiformes, Petromyzontidae. Gene Ontology annotation, molecular function: iron ion binding; heme binding; oxidoreductase activity. Gene Ontology annotation, biological process: oxygen transport. The record is from RefSeq and is a predicted model, not a curated record.